Sclerotinia borealis F-4128 is the source of this 234-nucleotide messenger RNA. The record is from the annotation of a GenBank genome assembly. Lineage: Eukaryota; Fungi; Ascomycota; Leotiomycetes; Helotiales; Sclerotiniaceae.
AUGGCAUUGAGAGCUUCUGCGCCUAUACUAUUCAGCGCGAUACUUGUAUUGUACUGGUAUAGCAAGGAUACUGGAAGCCCUCAAUCUGCUUUGUUUGGUGUACAGCAUCUCGUUGUGUCGGUUCAAACUGCACAACGAAGAGUUCCAAAGCAUUCUCUUCUCUUAUUUAUCAACCCACCGCUAGCAUUAUCAAGUCAAGGUCAAAGACUGGAAGCUUUCGAUAUGUUUGGCUAA